UGCCAGACUCGUAGCUUACGGGGGCAGGGGAGUGGGUGGGGGCCGGUAUUUCUUGGGCUUGUGAAUAACUGCCUGAGUCGUUGCAGUCUAGGCAGAUAAGACGCGAGUCCUUGGGGUGGGCAAGUCGCCUGGGCUGGGGAUGCCUGGGCAGAUGUGGAGGCAGUGGGGAAGGUGGCACAGCAGUUGGGUUGCUGGAGCUACGCUGUUCCUAGGAGACGGAGGAGCGGCAAGCCUGCGGGGGAGGGGGAGCAAGUGGGUUGCUGCUUUUAGCUGCUGAAAGGACUGCAGGGAGCUCUGGGUAAGACAUUUUCUGUUGCUGCUGCUUCUGCGGUAGAAGCUGCCGCUAGUAAGUCAGAGGAAGGAGGAUCGAGAGGGAGGAGGCUUCAUUUGCAGCCAUGCUGAAUCACUGUUGCUGAUCAGAUCUGCUGGCUGGCUGCGAGAACUGAGAGCAGAGCUAGGAUCUCUGGGUGCAUGCACAAUUCAGCAGCUGCCACCCCCGCUGGGCCUCGCACAAUGGAGGCUGAAAGCACCAAGCUGAGCUCCCAGUCCUCGAUUCAGGCUGGGGAUGAUGAGAAGAACCAGAGGACUAUCACUGUCAAUCCUGCCCACAUGGGGAAGGCGUUCAAGGUUAUGAAUGAACUGAGGAGGUACAUUUCCUAUUUUGCCUGUGCCCUUUUGGAAGCAACUUGCCUGUAAGAAGCUGUUGUGUGAUGUGAUGAUUGUGGCAGAAGAUGUCGAGAUAGAAGCCCACCGAGUGGUCCUGGCAGCCUGCAGCCCCUACUUCUGUGCAAUGUUCACAGGUGACAUGUCUGAGAGUAAAGCCAAGAAAAUUGAAAUCAAGGACGUGGAUGGGCAAACACUGAGUAAGCUGAUUGACUAUAUCUAUACGGCUGAAAUUGAGGUGACUGAAGAGAACGUCCAGGUGCUGCUCCCAGCAGCCAGCUUGCUGCAGCUCAUGGAUGUUCGGCAGAACUGCUGUGACUUCCUUCAGUCUCAGUUGCAUCCCACCAAUUGCCUGGGCAUCCGCGCAUUUGCAGAUGUGCACACCUGCACCGACCUCCUGCAGCAGGCCAAUGCUUAUGCAGAGCAGCACUUUCCAGAGGUGAUGCUGGGGGAAGAAUUUCUUAGCCUAAGUCUGGACCAGGUGUGCAGCUUGAUAUCCAGUGACAAGCUGACUGUUUCUUCAGAAGAGAAGGUAUUUGAAGCUGUAAUUUCAUGGAUCAAUUAUGAGAAAGAUACUCGUUUAGAGCACAUGGCGAAGCUGAUGGAACAUGUCCGUCUCCCUCUUCUACCUAGAGAUUACCUAGUCCAGACAGUUGAAGAAGAAGCUUUGAUAAAGAAUAAUAAUACCUGUAAGGACUUCCUCAUUGAAGCCAUGAAAUAUCAUCUGCUCCCUUUGGAUCAGAGACUCUUGAUUAAGAAUCCCAGGACCAAGCCCAGGACUCCAGUCAGUUUACCCAAGGUCAUGAUUGUGGUCGGUGGCCAGGCGCCGAAGGCGAUCCGCAGCGUGGAGUGCUAUGACUUCGAGGAGGACCGAUGGGACCAGAUUGCCGAGCUUCCGUCCAGGAGGUGCAGAGCAGGUGUGGUGUUCAUGGCUGGCCACGUGUAUGCUGUGGGCGGGUUUAACGGCUCGCUGCGUGUGCGGACAGUGGAUGUGUAUGACGGUGUGAAGGACCAGUGGACGUCCAUUGCCAGCAUGCAGGAACGCCGGAGCACACUGGGGGCAGCCGUGCUCAAUGACCUGCUCUACGCCGUGGGGGGCUUUGAUGGCAGUACUGGCUUAGCAUCGGUGGAAGCCUACAGCUACAAGACCAACGAGUGGUUCUUCGUGGCCCCAAUGAAUACACGGCGGAGCAGUGUGGGUGUGGGUGUCGUGGAGGGAAAGCUCUAUGCUGUUGGCGGUUACGACGGGGCUUCCCGCCAGUGCCUGAGCACCGUGGAGCAGUACAACCCGGCGACCAACGAGUGGGCGUACGUGGCGGACAUGAGCACCCGCCGCAGCGGUGCAGGGGUCGGGGUCCUCAGCGGACAGCUGUAUGCCACGGGAGGGCACGACGGGCCCUUGGUGAGGAAGAGCGUUGAGGUUUAUGAUCCCGGAACAAACACCUGGAAGCAGGUGGCCGACAUGAACAUGUGCCGGCGCAAUGCAGGGGUCUGUGCGGUGAACGGGCUCCUGUAUGUGGUUGGAGGGGAUGACGGAUCCUGCAACCUGGCUUCGGUGGAGUACUACAAUCCCGCCACUGACAAAUGGACGCUGCUGCCAACCAACAUGAGCACAGGGCGGAGCUACGCAGGUGUUGCUGUGAUUCACAAGCCCUUGUGACCCCUACCUCCCACUUCCAGGACGUGGGGUAAGGGAGGGGUGCUGCCUGGGACUCAAAAGAGAGGGGUCACGUCAGCUGGAUCACACUCGCGGGGAGAGCCUGCAGCGGAGUGAGAACCGUCCUCCUCUGACUUGGCAGAGUGGAGUCUGGAGUGAAGACUCGGGCCCCACCUCCUGCACCUCUGAGGGUGUUUGGUCUCUGCCCGAGCCAUGGGUUCUGAUGGCUCUGGGCUACAGGGAGAACGUGUGUAUGAGAAUGUGUGUGUGUGUGUGUGUGUGUGUGUGUGUGUGUGUUGUGUGUGCGCGCCUCAGAGAGAGAGUGUUGUGUGUGUGUGUGUGUUUAGAACAGGAUAUCUCACUAAGUUGGGGUCGGGGUGUGACAGGCUACUGGAUUUCUGUACUACUGAUCCUUCCGCUGUGCUAAAAAUCAAAUCUCAGAAACUCUCUUCCUGUGGGCGCCUUAGACUAUGGCUGCCUCUGCCUCCAGGAUGUCCAGUUGGACAGGGAUGUCAAGAAAUGACUGGCAAGGGAGGCAGUGCUCUGAUGCCCACAUGCUGGCUUGACUCUGGCUCUGAAGAGAUGAGCAUUUUCAGACUGCACCGUGACCUCUCUGUGCUAGAGCUAGGAGCAAACGGGCUCUUCCUUGGUCUCUUCUGCAGGAAACACACAAGAGCUGCUGUCUUUGGACCACUGGUUUUUGAUGUCAUGAAUCCCAGGUUUGGGAAGUUUGUGUCUCUUCAGCUAGCUCUUCAGAGGAGCCCCAAGUAACACACUAGGAAAAAAUACAUGAAAAACAAAAACAAAAACACCAAAGUGGAAAGGCUUCUGGCCACAAAGGUCUCAGAGAGAAGCCUACUUCUGGAUUUCUCCAGGAUAUGCAAGUCCCCAUUAUAUUUAUUAUCCAGAAGUAAUUCUUCCCAAAAUCCUUUUUACCAUCGAAAGUGUUCUGAUAUGGAGGAUAAGUAAGAGGUCACCCUACCUCCCACCCACAGCCUGGUUUGUCCUGCAUCGGAUGGGGUCGCAUGUGCUUCAGACGUCAUGGAUGGAAGGAAUAUACCAGCUGGGCUUCUCGUUGGCACUUCAUGAUGGUGGUCAAGUCUGUUUCAGGUCCUUGUCUUCCUGUCCUUGUGCUCUGUACCCUCUCUCCAGCCCUCAGAACACUCCCCUCCUCCUUACUUCCCCUGUGGAGAAGGAGACGGCAGGCUCUGGAUGUGUGCUCUCUCUCCGGGGGAACUGCAUUUUAAGAGAGGAGCUAAAGAGAAUUUUGCUAGUUCACAGGCAAAAGUUAUUAAAGACCAUUUCAAGAGUCUGCAGGGAGGUAUUUGAGGGUGCACAGAGUCAUUUGCAUUAAAAAUAACCUUAAAGCUAUGCUGUUCCUAAAUUAGCAAGUUGCUAACAUUGGGAUUUCUGGCAUAAGGAGGGGAGGUCUUGUGUCCGGGGUUUAACCUUCCAUGAUGUCAGGGUCCCCGCAGAGGGAGCCGAGGGGCUUAUGAGCCUGACACUGGACUUGUGAUUCAUCUGGGCUCCUUCCAAGUGGAUGCUGUAGGAGACCAGCAUUCCCUUCCCCUCAUGCUCACAGUUGGAAACCCGGGAUCUUCCCCGGCUAGUUGGCCACUUUGUGUAUUUACAGUAUAUUGUGCACUAAAAACUGGAUUCUCUUGAAGAUGAAACUUUCAUGUUGAGCAGAUGUCAUUUCAAUGAGAGAUCUGGAGAGGACCAAGGCACCCAGAAUUUCUAGAUUUGGGAAGAGGCCAGAAUACCAGCUUUGGUGGGACCGUGAGAAAUGCCUUCAGGGGAGUCGGGGCACACUUCCAGUUGGUGCUCUGCUCUCACCAGCACGGAGACACAGAGACACGGAGACACGGAGACACGGAGACACGGGGACACGGAGACACGGAGACACGGAGACACGGAGACGGCUAGUUUUAGAGCCCUGCUGCUCUGGGUUGGAAGCUGAUGGAAUGAGCUUUUUGUUCCAAAUGCUCUUCCUCCCUCUCUGCGGGAGGUUUUGGACUUAGUUUUGGUGUGUGUGUGUGUGUGUGUGUGUGUGUGUGUGUGUGUGUGUUGGGGAUGAGGGUGAGAUUGGGUCUGAUGUGUGCUGUUCCCACAGCUGGUUUCAGAUCCCAUCCCCUCCCCUCCACAUAGCAGCUGGACUUCCACGCUUGUGUGGGAGAGACUGCUGUUUGUAUGUCGUCUUCCCAGCGGGUCCCUUCCCUGAAAGCUAGCCAUCUUUCUUGCUUUUGGGCUUUUGCUAUUGGUUCCCCCUCAUGCCUCUCCUCCAAGGAAGCACCGCCCCCUACUGGUGGUGCUGCUCAGGCCACGUUCAUUUUCUCCUUGUGCCCUUUCUCCCUGGGACUGGGACACUGGUAUGUCAUCACUAAAAAGCCAAACUGCUCUAACUGCCCACAGAUGCCAUAAAAACUAGAUGCCUCUUUGUCACCAGGUACUAUUCUCUCUCCACUGUGGACAAGCAUACUUAUUUUCAAGUCCAUGCUGGUCACGUGGUAGACGAACCCCCCAACCCCCAUGCAGGUGGCCACAACUACUUGUGAAUGCAGCUUUUUGCCGGUGAUGUGUCUGAAAUCCCAUCACAGUCAUGAAAUAGAAUUGUGGCCCAAGGUAAGAAGCAGCUUAGAUGCCACUUGGAUAUUGAUUUGGACUACACAGAAGCCAGACUCUGAAUUCCAAAGUAAUUUCUCAUACAUACCCAAAGGCAUCUCUCCACCUAAAAGUUGCAGUAUUAUGCAAAUGAAAGUGACCUCAUUUUCUCUAUGCAAUAAGAACACUCAAUUUUGUUUCAUGGCACACCAGUUGCAACAUCCCUUAAAAUGCUUUUUGAGCUGUCUUACUUUUGAUAUUUGUUGUGUGAUGUUCGUAUAUUCCUGAGCCAGAUCCUUUCAGAGACUGCCUUUUUAUAAAAUCAAAGCUAUAGCUUUCAGGCAAAAACUUAAUGUAGGUAUUUUUAUAAGAUAAUUUUUCAGGAUAUUUGAAUUGCUUUUUGUUGUCCAUGAUAAUGAAAUGUUUUGGUCUGUCCGUCAGUCACUCUUAGUCCAUGCCUAUAGCUAUCUUCCCUACAUUUCUCAUGUUCCCAAAUGGAUUUUCAGAAGAUUAAUUCUCAUAUGUCUUCAGAUGAAAAGUGUUUUCUUUUUAAGAUCUCCUGGAUAGGAUCUGGGUUCCUUUGGUCUCUGUUCUCUGGCUCCAGAUAGAAAACACAGUCACCACCGGUGUUUCCUGAAACCCUUGGGACUAAUGUUAAGCCUCCUCAGCACUCAUCCACCUGCGUCUGCUCUUUUGGAGUUUGCUUCCUGCAGUGGUGAGGCUGGUUGGCACAGCCUGGUCACUGUGGCUUAGUGAAGCUCAGAAAAAAGCCUGCCCCCCAGGACCUGCUCCCAGGAGAGUCCUAGGUCCAGUAGACCCAUCCUCAUCUCUUCUGUCUCCUCAGUCUUCUGAAGCUUCCAGCAGCUGAAGGCCUUUGCAGCCAGGUGAUGCCCCUUUGGAAGCCUGUUGCCUGUGAACUUACAGAGGGUCACUCUCAUGACCCCAGGAAGAAUGUGCCAAGCAUGUGCUUCCUGGCUGCUCACAUUACACUUACAAAAGUACUUGUUUCUUGGGCUGUGUCUAUACUCUAGGUCUCUUUUGUGUAUUUAUCUGCCAUUAGCCUCAUUAAAAAUACUUUAUUUUUUAUUACUAUUGGGAUAGGUGCCAUUUGAAUUGCCUCCAUGUUCCCCAUUUGCACCUUGUUGGGUCAAGUUGGGAAGCUGAGCAAACUCAUUCCAGCAAGCUGGAGUUUUCAAGUGUUUGCCGAGAGAAGCAAGGAGGUUGGAAUGUAUUUUCUUUAAGUGUUUGCACUAUUCAGAGUUCUAAGCCCUCAUGCCCAGCUGUGCUGGGCACCUACUGACCAUCAGGGGAGCUGGCAGCUCUGCCAGCAUCGGGGACGGAGGAUCACACCUCGCAGCCUGUGCAGCUCGUCACGGGACUCACAUGGAUCAGCCACGGCAGGAGCACACGGGACUGUGGCGUUUGGAGAAACAAAUCGCUCCUGUGCUAUGUUCUUGCCUUUGGUUAUGAAUUUAAAAUUAUCCCGCCCCCCUUUCAGUGGCAAUAAAGGACCCUCAUUGGACUUAAUUUGUAUAUGAUGUGUAAAAUACUUUCUUUGAAAGGAAACUCAAGACACUGAAUGUGUAUGUCUGUGUGGGCACUCUGUCUGUGAUUGUCCAUAGGCAGGCAGACUUAACCACUGACCCGUCCAAUACAUUGCAUAGGAAAGACCCUUGUCUGGUGGUUUCUGCUCGGACAGCAGGGACUGUCUAUGUUGUAAACCAACACUCAUCACAUGCUCGAUCAGUUACAGUGCUCUCCGAAGAAACAGUUCCUUGGGUGUAUCAUUUUAACAGGAAUCAUGUUCUAGUUUCCCACACUUUGUUACUUCCAUUUUAAUAAAAGCUGAACUGUGAGAACCUU
Molecule: messenger RNA, 6784 nt
Organism: Pipistrellus kuhlii (Kuhl's pipistrelle)
Lineage: Eukaryota; Metazoa; Chordata; Mammalia; Chiroptera; Vespertilionidae
Gene: KLHL3
Product: kelch like family member 3
Exons: 15
Coding region: 716-2323 (535 amino acids)
Biological process (GO): monoatomic ion homeostasis; renal sodium ion absorption; protein K48-linked ubiquitination
Cellular component (GO): cytosol
Molecular function (GO): protein binding
Source: RefSeq, a predicted model, not a curated record